UCUGGGCUUCAGCAUCUCUAUGACGAUUUCCUUUGGCGACCGCCAGGGCCAUUAAACAGUGUUCUUUUUUUUUGUUCUUCCUUUUCCGGAGGAAGUGAUACAAAGAAGACGGAAGUGGAGUGUGGGGAGCCGUGUGGUUGGUGAGUGCACGUCUGUGGGGAAGGCUGAAGCCGGGAACCUGAAUGGCUGUUUAAUCCCGAUCCAGAUUUUAAUGCGAUCAACGACAACAAAAGGAGAUGACAAAUGCAACUGAGGAAUCAUGUAUAGAUGGUUUUCAUAUUUCGGACUCUUUGAAAAAGAAGGAAAGGAAGAGAAAGAAACUUCCCAGGGAAACGCACCUGCAGCUUGUUGGCGCUGGCUUUUGUUCACCUUUCGCAUCUGAUCCCUCCAUUUUGCCCUGGCGCUUUGAUGACCAACCUUCUGAAGGUAUCGAGGCUCCUCAAAAGAAAUCCAAGAAGAAAUCCGGCCAGGACAGAUCUGAUGCCCAGUCAGACUAUUCUUGCACCACAACUGAGAGUGAGCUGACCAGUGAGGCAGGAACAGGAGUGUUCAAGCCCAAGAAGAAGAAGAAGAAGAAGAAAAGGAAACAUGAGCCAGAGAACGGCGAGCAGCUCUGUGUCCCACUGAGUCAAGAAAAGGCUAGUAGUCAACACAAGGCAAAUUGUUUGGGAAACGAACACUGGAGUGACAGAGGUGUCAAAAAGAAGAAAGCCAAGCAGGAUGAGGCUAUUGAAGUGUCCACUGGGUCGUUGAAAAAUACGAUUGGCUCUGCAAGUUCAGCAGACAAGCAUGAGGAAGCAAGCCACAAUAGUGUGCAGGACACGGAACUAGAACUCUUCCCCUCCUUACUGUAUCAAACACAGUAUUCGAGUUUCUCCCAGAAGGAAAGGGCAACCAAGCUGGACAUUCUUCCUGGAUUGGAUAGUCCUGUUGCCCCAAAGAAACCACGCAAGCAUAAAAAUUCUUCUGCCAUGGAGGACCCAGAUAGUAUUGAUGUUGCCCCAAGGAAGCCACGCAAGCAUAAACAAUCUUCAGACGUGGAAGUCUCCGAUAGUACCAAUGUUGUUCCAAGGAGACCACACAAGCACAAAAAUUCUCCUACCGUGGAAGACCCAGAUAGUGCCGACAUUGACCCAAGGAGACCACACGAGCAUAAAAAGUCUUCUGAUAUGGAAAUCCCUGAUAGUACCGAUGUUGUGCCAAGGAUGCCACGCAAGCAUAAGAAAUCUUCUGCCACGGAAGACCCAGAUAGUAGUGAAGUUGAUCCAACAAAGCCACACAAGCAUAAAAAUUCUUCUGCCGUGGAAGACCUUAAUAGACUCGAUGUUGUCCCAAGGAAGCCACGCAAGCAUAAACACUCUUCAGACGUGGAAGUCUCCAAUAGUACCAAUGUUGUUCCAAGGAAGCCACGGAAGCAUAAAAAUUCUUCUGCUGUGGAAGACUCUGAUAGUACUGAUGUUGACCCAAGGAAGCCACACAAGCAUAAAAAACCUUCUGCCACAGAAGACCCAGAUAGUAACGAUGUUGAUCCAACAAAGCCACGCAAGCAUAAAAAAUCUUCUGCCACGGAAGACCCAGAUAGUACCAAUGUUCCCCCAACAAAGCCACACAAGCAUAAAAAUUAUCUUGCCGUGGAAGACCCUGAUAGUAUUGAUGUUGAUUCAAGGAAGCCACUCAAGCAUAAAAAAUCUUCUGGCAUGGUAGUUCCUGAUAGUACCGAUGUUGGCACAAUCGAUCCAGACAAGCAUAAAAAUUAUCCUGCCUCGAAAGACCCUGAUAGCAUUGGUGUUGUCCCAAGGAAGCCACGCAAGCAUAAAAAAUCUUCUGCCGUGGUAGUUCCUGAUAGUACCGACGUUGGCACAAUCGAUCCAGACAAGCAUAAAAAUUCUCCUGCCUCGAAAGACCCUGAUAGUCUUGGUGUUGUCCCAAGGAAGCCACGCAAGCAUAAACAUUCUUCUGCCGUGGGAGACCCUAAUAGUAUUAACGUGGUCCUAAUCAAGCCACACAGGCAUACAAAUUAUUCUGCCGUAGAUGACCCUGAUAGUUUCAAUGUUGACCCAGGGAAUCCACACAAGCAUAAACAAUCUUCUACCCUGGAACACCCUGAUACUACCAAUGUUGACCCAAGGAUGCCACGCAAGCAUAAAAAUUCUUCUGUGGAGUACUCUGGUAGCACUGACUUUAUACCAAGGAAACCACAGAAGCAUAAAAAUUCUUCUGACAUGGAAGACCCUGACAGUACCGAUGUUGCUCCAACGAAGCCACGCAAACAUAAGAAAUCUUCUGGCAUGGAGGACCCUGACAGUACCGAUGUUGCCCCAACGGAGCCACGAAAACAUAAGAAAUCUUCUGGCAUGGUAGACCCUGACAGUACCGAUGUUGCCCCAACGAAGCCACGCAAACAUAAGAAAUCUUCUGGCGUGAAAGACCCUGAAAGUACCGAUGUUGCCCCAACGAAGCCAUGCAAACAUAAGAAACCUUGUGACGUGGAAGACCCUGCUAAUGUCGACAUUGCCCCAAGGAAGCCACGCAAGCAUAAAAAAUCCUCUGACGUGGAAGACCCUGCUAAUGUUGAUGUUGCCCCAACGAAGCCACGCAAACAUAAGAAACCUUGUGACGUGGAAGACCCUGCUAAUGUCGACAUUGCCCCAAGGAAGCCACGCAAGCAUAAAAAAUCCUCUGACGUGGAAGACCCUGCUAAUGUUGAUGUUGCCCCAACGAAGCCACGCAAACAUAAGAAACCUUGUGACGUGGAAGACCCUGCUAAUGUCAACGUUGCCCCAAGGAAGCCACGCAAGCAUACAAAAUCUUCUGACGUGGUGGACUCCGAUACCACCGAUAUAGGCUCUGAAAUGGAAGAAACUGUGAAAUCUGCUACUGUUCAUGACUCGAUAGGAAAUAAAUCACGGGUCACACGUGUCCCUUUGGAAGAUAGCAACAAGUUACCAGAUCCCACCAAGGAUGGGAGGGAAUUGCCUCCCACAAAGGGUCCUACUCAGCCAGUCAGUCAGUCAUUCUUCAUAGAGCACAAUGAGUAUCUGGACUGUGAUAAGCUUGCCGUGCCCGAUUUGGAUAAGGCCACCCAGGAACUGGAGGAGUUCAUCCCCCACGUGAGGAAUCUGUCUGCAUCAGCCGUCAAACAGAUGGCCCGACGAGACCUGAUCCGGUUUAAAAAUUUCAAGCAAAAAGGUGUUUCAGUAAAGUUUGGCAAGUUUACCCAGAAGGAAAACGACCAGCUGAAAAAGAACGUGGAGGACUUCUUGCAGGAGAGCGGCAUAGAAAGUGCAGAGAAGCUCUUGUUCACCCAGCGCUUCCCGGAAGACCGAGCAGCCAUCAACAAGCUGAAAGCCCGGCUUUUGUUCGGCAUCAGGAUCGCGGAAGGAAUUCCCCGACCCUGGAGACUUGUAUAUUAUAGAGCAAGGAAAAUCUUUGACCCCAGGAACUCCAGGGAAAGGUAUUCUGACCAAGAGAAGAGGAAACUGAUGGAGUAUCAGGCCAUGUAUGGCAACAACUGGAAGAGGAUUUCUGAACUGAUGUCUCGAACCAGCCACUCGGUUGCGCUGAAGUACUCUCAGAUGAAGUCUGAGCCCAAGUCCGGCCGUUGGAGCAAAGAGGAGACGAAGAAACUCAUUCAGGCUGUCGAAGGGACACUGCGGGCAAACUGCAGAGAGUUCUGCUCAGCUCUGGAGGAGGAGAAUGAAGGCAAAGCUCUGUCAGUGGUGCGGGAGAAUCUCUACAAGGGCAUCUCGUGGGUGAAGGUCGAAGCCAUGGUGGGCACCAGACACUGGAGGCAGUGCAAGAAGAAGUGGAUGUCAAUUGUUACCAAGAGGAUGUCCAGAGGGCGGGUGAUGGCGUCGGGGCGUGAAAAUUUGCAGUUCAAGAUCAACUUGAUUGAAAGGUUGCACGAUCUGAACAUUGAGGAUGCCAAUGAAGUCGACUGGGAAGUUCUCUCCAGCAUUAUCGGAGACGUCCCUCCAGAUUACAUCCAGGGGAGAUUUUACAAGCUCAAGGCUACUCAUGUUCCCUUUUGGAACCAGAAGACCCUUCCAGAAAUUAUCGAUCACCUGUACAACAAGACGCUGCCAGCACUGAGAGCCGUGCUGGAAAAAAGACUGUCAAAAAGUUUGGCCCGAGCGCAGGCCGCUCAGGUGAAGUGUCAGAGGCAGGUGUUCCAGUUCAGUGAUAUCUUUCAGGAGAGCAGUGACGAGCUGCCGGAAGAUUCAACCGAAGAGUCUGAAGAGGAGGAGGCUGUAGAAGGGCCUCCAGCGAAACGCGGGCCGAGGUCCGGGAGAGCUCCUGACCCGAGGAAGAAAGAAGGGGCCGGCUGAAGCGUCGCAAAGAAAAUGGCGUAUUGAGCCUUUGUUUUUUGAUGCCGUUUGAGAUUGGAUUCCUGACAGAAUAUUCAAAGCAGCCUCGAGGAAGGGGAGGAUCCCUCCUCCCCCCAGUCCAACAGCCACCGUCUCUAUCCUCUGCUUGCAGCCACUCUCUCAGCAAAGGCGCAACCCUGUUUGUGAUCAGUAAAUCCCAUAUUUGUGCAAAGGCAGAGUUCAGGGCUGAUGUGAGGGCAGUGUGGCACUAUGGGCCAGCAUUAGUGGUGAUCGCGCAUGCUUGCACUUUACGCAAAUCCACACAAACACUCUCCAAGUCCCAAAUCUGGGGGCAGGGCCUGUUGGAGCCGGCUGCCACCAGCUCUUCCUCCAUCCCUUGCUCUUUUGCGGGGGGUGGGUGGGGGAGAAGGAAGCCAGGAGAGCUGCUAUGCCCCACGACUUCCUGCCCAAGCCAGAGGGAGGCCGGAGCUGCUGGCAGCAGAAGCAGCUGGCCACUGGCAUAAUUUAUGCCAGUGGAGCCUCGGGACCAAGAUAUCCACCGCGGUCCCGUUUGGGUGGUUACCUGAAAACGCCCGUGAAUUUUC
This is a messenger RNA of Sphaerodactylus townsendi, 4912 nucleotides long. It is a transcript of the gene TTF1, whose product is annotated as transcription termination factor 1. The transcript has 11 exons. The record is from RefSeq and is a predicted model, not a curated record. Lineage: Eukaryota; Metazoa; Chordata; Lepidosauria; Squamata; Sphaerodactylidae. The coding region runs from base 237 to 4328 and encodes 1363 amino acids.